Molecule: messenger RNA, 2385 nt
Organism: Colletotrichum spaethianum
Lineage: Eukaryota; Fungi; Ascomycota; Sordariomycetes; Glomerellales; Glomerellaceae
Product: lymphoid-specific helicase
Exons: 5
Coding region: 1-2385 (794 amino acids)
Cellular component (GO): nucleus
Molecular function (GO): ATP binding; DNA binding; ATP-dependent chromatin remodeler activity
Source: RefSeq, a predicted model, not a curated record
AUGGAUUCAUCUGCUACCUCGGAGGUGGAGUCGGUCAUGUCCACCAACCGGCGUCUUGACACGAGCGCCCCCUCCUCACCUCCCCGGGACGAUAGCGUUGAGCCCAUCGAUGCCGAGUUCAAGAGCAUUAUGGAAGAGGAGGCCAAAGCUCGUGCUGCCAAUGAGAAGAAGACCAAGGCGGCCAAAAAGGCACAGAACGCCAAGAACCGCCGCAAGAAGAAGAAUGAGCUGAGCAAAGAAGAGCGGCAGAGGAGGGCCAGAGAGUUGGAAGGCUUGUUAGCAAGAUCUGCGGCUUUCAGUGACAUGCUCGUUACGAAAACUCAGGCCUUGGGUCGAGUCGGAACCAGUCUGGAGGGUGAAACUCUUGGAGACCACAAACUGGCCAUGGCAUCUCAGCCCAAGCUCAUGACCGGCGGCGAGAUGCGUGACUAUCAGCUGGAGGGUCUCACCUGGAUGGCAGAGAUCUGCAUCCAAGGCUUGUCCGGCAUCCUCGCGGAUGAAAUGGGUCUCGGCAAAACCGUACAAACAAUCUCCCUUAUUGCUCAUACCAGAGAGCAAAACUACUUGGGCCCUCACCUGAUUGUUGCACCCCUCAGUACUCUAUCCAACUGGAUGGACGAAUUCGAAAAGUGGUGUCCUGAAAUCCCCGUUGUGCUGUUCCAUGGCGAUGCCAAACAGCGGGCCAAGAUCAAGAGGGAACAACUCGACCCGAACAUUAAGAAUGGAAUGCCCACGAAGAAGUUCCCGGUGGUCUGCACCUCAUAUGAGAUGGUUCUCAGAGAAAGAGCUACCUUGGCAAAGUUCCAGUGGGCCUUCAUUAUUAUUGACGAGGGCCAUCGUAUGAAGAACUUCGAAUCCAAGCUGUUCCAGGAGCUUGAGAACUUCACCUCUGCGACCCGGCUGCUCAUCACGGGCACACCGCUUCAAAACAACCUCCGCGAGCUUUGGGCUCUCCUUCAUUUCCUCAUGCCCGGCAUCUUCAAAGACUGGGAGGCUUUCGAAGAGUGGUUCAAUUUCGAUGAUUUGCAGGAUGAGGAGGGCACCGAGGAGUUUAUCGCAGACCGCGAGAACCAAGAGUUGAUCAAAAAGAUCCACGUCAUCCUCCAGCCUCUUCUUCUCCGUCGAGUCAAGGCGGAUGUCGCCGCCCACCUCCCCAAGAAGCGCGAGUACAUCCUCUUCGCCCCGAUGACCAAGGAACAAACAGACAUCUACAACGCCAUCAAUGACAAGAACGUUGACACUCGCGCAUACCUGGAGAACAAGGUCGUUGAGCGGCUUACUUCGACCAUCGGUGCCCCUACCAAGACGGAAGUGGCUGCGGUUAAGGAGAUGGACAUCCCAAUUCGAAGCCGGGUCACUCGUGGGAGGCGCCGUUAUGUCGAUUCCGAUCCUGAUGACGAGGACAAGCUUUCCGACGACGAGUUCGAAGCAAAAUUGGCGAGGGAGGCCGAGGACGACGACAAGGAGGAUGACACAAUCGUCAUGUCUGCUGAAGAACAGCACCGAGUCAAGAUUCUCGAGCAAGCUAAGAAGGAAAUGAGCGCCAAGAAGCUUGGCAACCCCGACAUGCAACUCCGUCUUGUGUGCAACAGCCCGCACAAUUUCUUCGAUCCCUGGAGCUAUGAGGGCAGUCCUCCGGUCGACGAGAGUAUCGUCACCUCGUCCGGCAAGAUGCUCAUGCUCGACCGGCUCUUGCCAGUCUUGUUCACCAAGGGCCACAAGGUGCUGAUAUUCAGUCAGUUCAAGACUCAGCUCGACAUUCUCCAGGACUAUUGUGAGCUGCGGAAGUGGAAUGCUUGCCGCCUCGAUGGGUCCGUUUCCCAGGAGAGUCGCCGUGAUCAGAUCAAGGAAUUUAAUGAAAACCCCGCCUUCAAGAUUUUCUUGCUCUCUACGCGCGCCGGUGGCCAGGGCAUCAACCUCGCCAGCGCCGAUACCGUCAUUCUCUUUGACAGCGAUUGGAAUCCUCAGCAGGAUCUUCAGGCUCAGGACCGCUGCCACCGCAUUGGCCAGAACCGGCCCGUCAUUGUCUAUCGCCUCGCGACCAAGGGUACUGUCGAGGAGGAGCUACUCCUGAGCGCUGACGCUAAACGUCGCUUGGAAAAGCUGAUCAUCAAGAAGGGCUCGUUCAAAACGAUGGGCCAGAAGGUGAACCUCAAGGAGGACCUUGACAAGGAGACUCUCAAGUCUCUAUUGUUGAAGGAUGGCCAGAUCUUCAAGCAGUCGGGUGAACACGAGAUUCUCAGCGACAAGGAUCUGGAAGUGCUUUGUGACAGGAGCGACGAGGCUUACUCUCAAGCUGCCCAAGGCACUGCUAACGCCGACGGAUACAAGGUUAUCGAGACCACCUCCGGUGGCAUUACUAUCGCCGGCCAGGACGCUGCCUAA